Messenger RNA from Boeremia exigua, 2897 nucleotides. RefSeq names its product serine/threonine-protein kinase-like protein CLA4. The record is from RefSeq and is a predicted model, not a curated record. Gene Ontology annotation, molecular function: ATP binding; protein serine/threonine kinase activity. The transcript is spliced from 4 exons. Bases 158 to 2665 code for a protein of 835 amino acids. NCBI's taxonomy places the organism in Eukaryota, Fungi, Ascomycota, Dothideomycetes, Pleosporales, Didymellaceae. Gene Ontology annotation, biological process: intracellular signal transduction; protein phosphorylation; regulation of MAPK cascade. Gene Ontology annotation, cellular component: cytoplasm.
AAAGCGGACAUAUCAGUGUGUUGUACUCUACAGCUGCCACACGCCCCGCCCGCCCGUUACUCCCCUGGUCGGUGCCGCUGAACCCCGCCAUUCACCGCCGUUCGCUAUUGUAGAGCUUCCACACCCCCUGUUGUUGACAGCGUGAUCGUGUUUCAACAUGUAUUCGAAUAACCAGUUCAUGGAUGCCCGACCGGCGCCCCGACCACCGACCGAUCGUCCCCGCCUUGCCCUGACACCGAACACCAGCAGCACUCUGCCUGGCAACAUGGCCGGUCUGAGCAUGCAGUCGCCCGCUUAUGGCCAGUCGUUGUCCCGCUCGCAGACGGAAAGGAGCGUCUCCUCGUCUUCCGUAGUCAAGGAGGGUAUGGUCAAAGUGAAGGAUGAGGGUCUAUUCAAGUCAUUCGUUUGGGCAGAUCGGUGGCUGGUCUUGAAAGAAUUUGAGCUGAACUUCUUCAAGAGUGCCAAUGCAUCCAAGGUGUCCAACACAAUCCAGCUGCGAGACAUUCUUGGCGUAGAACGGUCUGAUACACAGCCGCUUUCGUUCGAAAUCACACGGUCGCUCAACUCCAGCAAAGGCUCGUCACCUCCUCGCGACGGACCGACGAAAGUCAUUACAUGCAAAGUGGAAACAGACGAUGAUGUCUAUUCCUGGAUCGACAGCAUCUACCAACGCUGCCCUAGCAUGGGCGGCGUCAGCAACCCCACAAACUUCACGCACAGAGUCCACGUCGGCUUUGACCCUACAAGCGGCGCGUUUGUUGGUUUGCCAGUUGAAUGGGAGAAGCUGCUGACAGCAUCCGCAUUGACAAAGGAUGAUUACGCAAAGAAUCCUAAAGCUGUGCUCGAGGUACUUGAGUUCUACACCGAGAAGCUUGUCAAGCGAUCCGAAGACCCCCAGCAGUACUCGAGCCUUACGCCCACCCCUGGUGUCAACACUGGAUCAGAGAAGCAGCUUGGCUAUGGUGGCGGAGGAAACUCGGUUGCGCCGCCUCGCCCUGCGCCGCCAGCUCAGUACCAGCGCAAGGACAGCUACAGCAUGGGCUCACGCCAGGAUACACCACCGUCAGGUGGAUAUGCAGCUCCGCUCCAAAACAGCGCCAACUCGGCCGACCGCUACGAUCAAGAACGACGCAGACAGGAAGAACAAGUGCGAAUGCAACGCGAGCGAGAGAGGGAAAGGCAAAGGCAAGAACAGGAGCGGCGAGACCGCGAUGAGAUGGCUGCGUACAAUGCUUCAAUACCUCAAAAGAAGCUUCCAAUGGCUCAGCAAGAGAUCGGUGGCGGCGGUUACGAAGAUAGAGAUGAUAAUGGGGCACGCUACAAUCCCUCUCGCCCAGCUCCUUCGACGCCAGGCUCUCAAAGAGCCCCAGCAGCUCAAGCUCCCGGGUCGCUCCGCCAAAUGGCAGCCCAGCGUCCUGCACCCCCUGCUCCAAAACAGCAGCAAAACGGCUCUGGCUACAGUCCUUCGAAAAUUCCUACUUCACAGCAACGACCACCUAUACAACCAAGUUCGAGCUACUCGGGAUCGCAGAACCAGGUUCCCCAAGUUCGUGCUCAACCACAGCCACAGAAGCAGUACCAGGGUUCAUCUGCAGCACCCAAGCCACUGAACGUGGCAAAGCCCACAGGAGCUCCAAUGAACGAUGCAGUCAAGAAAGCCGAAGCAGCGCUCACAAGCAAGCCGAAGGAAGAGACGCCACGCAAGGACGUUCGCAUGUCGAGCAUGUCUGAGACCGAAGUAAUGGCCAAACUUCGCGAAGUCGUCUCAAAGGACAAGCCUCUUGAAUCCUACAACAAGCAGAAGAAGAUCGGUCAGGGUGCCAGUGGUUCAGUCUACGUGGCGCGCAUCCGUGAAGGCGCAACCUCCGCCAUGGCACGUCGCAUUCUGCAAGAGAACGGACCACGCGCCCAGGUCGCCAUCAAACAAAUGGACCUGCGUAAUCAACCUCGCAAGGAGCUGAUUGUCAACGAAAUCAUCGUAAUGAAGGACAGCAAGCAUCCGAACAUUGUCAACUUCCUUGACGCUUUCCUGCAAGAAGAGCAGUCAGAGCUCUGGGUAGUUAUGGAGUUCAUGGAGGGUGGUGCUUUGACCGAUGUCAUUGACAACAACCCAACCAUCACCGAGGACCAGAUCGCCACCAUUUGCUUCGAGACUUGCAAGGGCUUGGAGCAUCUGCACAACCAGAACAUUAUCCACCGAGACAUCAAGAGUGACAAUGUCCUACUCGAUGGCCGUGGUAACGUCAAGAUCACCGAUUUCGGAUUCUGCGCCAAGCUUACAGAACAACGAUCCAAGCGUGCGACCAUGGUGGGUACGCCGUACUGGAUGGCACCCGAGGUCGUCAAGCAGAAGGAGUAUGGCAACAAGGUUGAUAUCUGGUCGUUGGGUAUCAUGGCUAUCGAAAUGAUUGAAUCCGAGCCGCCCUACCUCAACGAAGAGCCCCUGAAAGCGCUCUACCUCAUUGCCACAAAUGGAACACCCCGCCUCAAGAAGCCAGACAAGCUUUCCAAGGAGCUCAAGGCCUUCCUGUCCGUCUGCCUAUGCGUCGAUGUCAAGAGCCGAGCAAGCGCAUCUGAGCUCAUGAGUCACGACUUUCUCAAGAGUGGAUGCAGUCUCAACAGCCUGAGCCAGUUGCUAAACUUCAGGAAGAACGGCAGCCACUAAAGCGCCUACCAGAAUCCGGAGAAGAGAGCACCCGGGGCAGCGCAACGUAAUAAUCUUUUCUGGGCCUUGCAAAUCUUGAUCGAUACCCUUUCUAUAUCUUUUCGUCAAUACUUGUGACCGGCAAGCAUGCGCCUGCAGCGUACGGGCGAGCGAGCGCGCGGCGCGUGGUGGAACGCCGCGGGACCAGGCGGGCCAGUCCAGCCAGUGCGCGUGGUGCAGUGCCGGGUCGUUG